GGCCGCUCAAACGAAAACGGUCUUCGUGGGUUUCGAGCGCGGGGUAAGCGCCAAGGAGACACUCGCCGUCGUUGCGUUCAUUCAUGCUGGCUGGGAACAAGCGAGACAGCGUCGAUGGCACCAAGCUGCGCCUCCAAGCCACCGCGCACAGCGAAGGCCCCAAAAAAUCCGAGAUGGAACACUCGCAGGCGUCGUACCGAGACCGCGCGUCACGGGGCUCGUUUAGCAAAGCGACACACGAUGCGCUCGCGCGGCUCUCGACCACAAAGAUCGAUACGACGACGCUCCGCGACCGCACUCGCCGCGCCACGAUGGAAGCCAAAGAUUGGAUCUUUGCGCGGUCCAGCGCCAUUGUGCGUCCAAACCGUCUCGGACAGCCUGCCUCGACGACGCAACUCCCGCGCAAGCGCGUCUCGAUCGUCGCUCUUGUCGGGUCCACCUUUGGUGUCGACGCGCUCGGUGAUUUUAAGCUCAAGCUCAACCGUGGCACGCAAUCGUGGGUGCUCGCGCGCGCCAAAAGCCGCACGAUCGAUCCAAACGGCCAUGGCAUUUCGAUCUGGCGCAUUUUUCUGUUGGUCUUCAUCCUCUAUGACGUCCUCGUCGUGCCGCUCAUGCUCUGUGACGCAAUGAUCAACGACAGUGUGUGUGCGACGGCUUUUGGCGUCUACGCCGGCGAAAUCUUCUUUUUUGCCGACGUUGUUGUCAACCUGCACGUCGGGUUUUACAAAGAUGGCGACUUGAUCCGGCUACCAGCGCUCACGCGACGCCGGUACCUUCGCUCGCGCCGGUUUGCAAUCGACGUAUUGGCCAUGCUACCGCUCUUCGCCAUACCCGUGACGCCGUCCUUCUGCGGCCUCGUGCACUGCAACAAGCUCGUGCGCGCCGUGUACAUUACACCGUACACGGUCGAGUUUGACAAGGUGUUUGCACGGCGCUUCAUUUUUUGCAAGAUUGUCAAGGUUAUCGUCGUCACCUACAUGUGUGGCCACUACGUCGCGUGCGUCUACCUCAUGUUUGGCUUCUCGGACGGCUCCGAGGCCGGCGCAUGGCGACUCCAUCACCCUCUGGCCCAUGCGUCUUUUGCGGCGCAGUAUUUUGACGCGCUUUUUUGGUCGAUUGGCAUCAUUUCAAAAAGCGUCGAAGGCCAAGUGCCUCGGACGGCGCUCGAGUCGCUUUUUAUGCUCUUUGUCAUGUUUGGCGGGUUCCUCCUCUUUGUCUACAUUUGCGGCACGCUCUUUAUGAUGUCCAAGUGCGACAUGGCGCGUCAAGAGAUUUUGGACGCCAAAGUCAACCAACUGCGCCAAGUGCUCUCGUACCACAAGGUGCCAAAAGAUAUUCAAGACCGCGCGGUCGAGUACAUUGAACACGAGUUCAAGAGCGGCGACACAAACGACAAGAGCAACAUGAAACUGCUCUGUCCGUCGAUCGCCAAGGACGUCAAGUUCACCAUGCUCAAAGACAUGGUGGCCAAUGUCCCGUUCUUUCGGCGCUGCAACAACAACUUUUUGCGUGCGCUCAUCGACCUCACCGAGACCGAAGCGAUGCCGGCGAACUUUCCAGUCGUCACCCAAGGCGACGUCGGCGACAACAUGUACUUUGUCCAAUCGGGUGUCCUUAUCAUUACGCUCAACCACAUCAAGAUCAAGGAGCUACGCAAGGGCAAUUCGUUUGGCGAGCUCUCACUCUUCACUAACCGGACGCGGUCCGCGAGCGUGACAACGACGACCUUUUGCAUUUUGCACAAGCUCGCGCGGUUGCAUGUGCACCAAGUGCUCACCGCAUACCCCGAGUUUGAAGACAGCAUUUUGGACUGCGUCACGCAGCUCAUCCAAGCCUUUGACGGCGAAAACAAUCAGAUCAUCGACCGCAAGCGCCGAGCGUCGCUACGCCAUACCCUCGAGAAGGCCGAAGAAGUCGCGGAGAAGGCUAUAUUGCCGACCGAAGCGGUCAAAGCCACCAUUAUCCAAGAGCCCCGAGCGGUCAGCAGCAUCAAGCGCUACCGAACGACUUUCUUUCAGUCCAAGGCGACGGUCGUUCCCGAUGCGGUACGAGAUCGUUCCAAGAGCUUGCCCGUGUCGCCACCCGAGCCACCAGUUGUCAGCAUCAAGGUCGAGGCGCCGCCACGCUGGGCUCGCAUUCUGCUGUCGACACCGAUCACUCGCCGCUCCAAAUACCGGCUCGUAUGGCUCUUGCUCAUCCAGGCGGCCAUGUGGUACAAUCUUGUGACGGUGACGCUGCUCAACACGUUUCGCUCGAUCGGAUAUCCAACCGCGGCCCUCGCUCUCAACACGAUCGCGGACAUUGUGUACAUUGUCGACAUUUACGCUCAGCUCAACCUCUCGUAUAUCGUCGAGGCCGAGCAGAUCAUGGACCCGACCAAGUGCGCGCGGCAUUAUUUGCAACGAGCGUUCUACCUCGACGUCUUUGGCGCGCUGCCGUGGUGGCUGCUUAUGCCGUCCCAGCAUCUCGUGUGGCGCAUGCUGCGACUGCUGCGGUGCCGCCACAUUGAGCACGAGUUUACCGAAGUCGCCGUGCUCAUUCGCAUUACGAGUCGGCGGCGCAUUGCGAUCUUAGGGUUUGGUCUCUUCAUCUCGUACCACCUUGCGGCUUGUAUUGCGCAGACGUACAUCUUGCUGGCGCCCCACGACCCAAGUCACGAGAGCGAGCUCCUCCAUCCGCCCGAGCUGCAGCUGCCCUGGAACAAUGACCACACGGCGUACAUCAAUGUCACGACGCUCGAGGAGAUUGCGAUCGACGACCCGGCCGUGCCCGAGAUCCUCGCGCGACAAUAUUUGCGCGUCCUCUACUAUGGCGCCGUCUGCGUCACGAACCUUGGGCUACCACUCGAGCCGGAAACCCUCGGCGAGUCGAUCCUGGGCUUCAUCUUGAUGCUGAUGGGCAUGCUCCUCAUCUCCGCGCUCAUUGACGAAGUGCAAAAACGUGUGACGGCGUCCGCGCUCGAGCAAAUGGAGUUUCUUUCGCAGCGGUCGCGGAUCGAGCAUUUCCUCAAGUCCCAGAACGUGCCGAAUGGGAUCCACCGCCGCGCGUCGGCCUACUUGGAUUUCUGGUGGAGUGUCCAUCGUGGUGCCGACGUCAACGAGCUCCUCGGGGAGUUGCCGAACAACCUGCAGCGCGACAUUUACUCGUUCAUUUGCCGCCCGUUCUUGGACGUUAUCGCGCGCCUCGACAAGAUCAAGGAGGCGUUCCCGCGCGUCUCGGCCAUUUUUCUAGACAGUGUACACAUCCAGCUGUUUGGUCAAGGCGAGCUCAUCUACCGCAAGCACGACCAAGCCGAGUGCCUCUAUAUGGUGCUCGACGGCCGCGUCACGGUGGCGUCGUCGGUGCGGUCGUCGACCGGGGCAAAUACGCGCUACCUCGGGCCAGGCGACCCGUUUGGUUUGUCGGCACUCGAGAUUGAUAACGACAACGCCGCGCACAUCGACUGUGCGUUUGCGCAGUCUUCGUGCGCUGUCGUCGCCGUCUCACGCGAGACGCUCUCUGCGAUGCGGCAAGUCUACCUCCCGUUUUGCGUCAAGUUUCUCGAGCGCGUCCAGAAAGGCCAGUCGAGCCGCGGCUGGAACCUGGCCCGAAAGCACUUGGCCGACGUCGUGCGCCCGGUCAAAGUGCAGCCCGUCGCGAUCGAUCCGGAAGGCACCUUUGCGGUCGCGUGGGAAAUCGCCAUGUUCACAGCCAUCGUCUUUGAGUGCAUCACGGUGCCCUUCUUCCUGGCGUUUGGCUACGAAAUGCGUGCGGCACUCGGGUUUGAAGGCAUGGACAUCGCGCUUGAAGUCGGUUUUUUCGCCGACUUGUUGCUCCAGUUUCGUAUCGGGUACUGGGAAUUUGGCAACAAGGUCAUGGACCUCCCGAGUAUCCGCGCGCAGUAUCUCUUCUCGAGUGCAUUUUGGGUCGAUGUCUUUGCGCUUCUUCCGCUGUAUUUGGUCAACUAUGGCAGCGCGCCCUACCUCGAGCUGUGGCACGUCAACAAGCUCCUUCGCGUGACGCGGAUUCCGGGCUUGCUCACACACCUUGAGCGCCACUUUUACCGCCAAGCGAUCACGAUGCGCAUUUUGCGUAUCGUGUUUUACACGUAUUUUCUGUCGCAUUUUGUCGGGUGCGCGUGGUACAGCUUUGGAAGUAACUCGGCGCUACCGACGGGCGAUUCCGGCUUUGGCGACAACAUUUGGCUGCCCAGCGCCAAGUACGACUUGUCCAAGAAUGACACGACAAUGUCGACGGCACUUGCGUACGCGCACUGCUACCACUGGGGCGUUGGCAUGCUCUUUGGCUUUCAGCCCGGCGAGCACCCGAUCACGCCGUUUGAGAAUGUGUUUACGAUUUUCGUCCAAACGCUCGGUGUGUUUUUGCUCUCGUAUAUUGUCGGGAAUUUGCUCGACAUUGCGGCCGUCAUGGACGGCAACAACCGCAUCUUUUACAGCAACCUCAACUAUGUUCGGAAGCUCAUCGCAUAUUUUGAGUUCUCCAACGAAGUCGAAGCGCGCGUCCAGCACUUUUACUUUUACCGCCUCUUUCACUCGAUCCACGAAGAACACGUCUUGGCGAAAUGCCUUCCGCCGACGCUCGUCGCCGACGUCCGGCUCUUCUUGCUGACGCCGAUGCUCAACAAGGUGCCGUUUUUCCAAGAAGAGCACGCGAGCUCGAGCAUUACGCGCGUGCUCGUGAGCCAAAUGAGCCAAAUUCUUGUCACGCGCGGCGAAGUCGUGUGCCGCCAAAACGAAAUUGGCAUGGAAAUGUUCUUUGUCUUUGCGGGCUGCCUCGAGAUUUACGUCGCCAAAGACAUUCAGGACGCGUUUGAGACGAACGCUAUGGGUAUUUACACGUUUGCCGCGAUUGCAAAAGGGACCAAAAUCACUGAAAUCCACGGCGGCAGCUUCUUUGGCGAAAAGUCGCUCUUCUCCAACCAGCCGCGGAAUGCGUCCAUCGAAGCCAAGACAUUUUGUACGCUCUUUCGACUCUCGCGGACGCACUUGGAGUCGGUCUUUGCGCAGUACCCCGAGUGGAAGGCCAAGGUCAUGCAGAUUGUCAAGCUACUCUACAAGGAGCAGGACAAGCAAGUGCGCGAUAAGACCGGGGGGCAGACCCAAGCCAGCACCCGCGAGACUGCAAAUUCACGCCGCUUAUCGCACGCAAUUAGUCACAAGGUUAUCCCGACGCUCGAAUCCAAGCGGUCCGAGAAGCUACGGCGGCCGUCGGCGUCCUUCAAGACUGUCCUUGACGUGGUUCGGGGCCGCGUCGAAUUGGGGCGUCCGCUGACGUGGCGCGAGCAGAUCACGUUGCUCCUGCACAUUCAGGUCCAGACGCCGAUUUACCGACGGUUUAUGAAGCUUCUCUGCGCCUCAAUCUUGUACAACGCCUUGUGCAUUCCGUUUCUUCUCACAUUUGGCUAUCACGGGAUUUCCCCCGAGGCAUUCGCGCUUGUCACGCUUCUCAACGUGGUCACGGACCUCGUGUUUGUCUAUGAUAUUUGGUUCAAGCGGCACAUUGUCGAGACUACGUCAACCCGCGAGUUUUACGAAGGCGAUAUUUUUCCAAAGGGCGGCCUCGUCCUCGAUAUACUCGCGGUGAUUCCGUUCGACUACCUGCUUGGCGCACUCUUUGGGUGGUCGGCCCUCCUCCGCUUCAACCGGCUCAUCAAAGGCCGUCAGUUCAACCUCGUGAUGCGCGAAAUCAACCGGUUCAGCAUGACGUACGAAAUCAACCGGCUCGCGCUCCUCGGGCUAUACUACUUUCUUUGCGUCUACUGGACAGCGUGUGCGUACUUUGGCUUGACGAUUGUCGACGGCUUUGCAGAGUCAUGGGAAGCCUUUUUGCCGAGCCAUGAAUUUGACACGCAUGGCGAUACCAACGUCGAGCACAUGAUCCUGCGGGUCCUUCGAAGCUUGUACCUCUCGGCAUCCAUGUACACGGGGGCCGGCCUCGUGCACGAGCCGUCGACGCUCUUGCAGUACGCGUUUCUCGAUGUUGUCUCGGUCUUUGGCGUCUUUGUGCUCUCGUAUAUCAUUGGCGAAGCUUCGUCACUUUCGAUUUACCUCAUUCAGAACGAAGUCGAGUUCAAGAUCAACCAAAUGAACGUGAUCGAGUUUGUCCGCCACAAGCGCAUGGACGCCGCGAUGGAAGCCCGCGUCCACUCGUAUUUAACGUACUGGUGGUCGUCGCAGAAAGGCGUCCAGUACCAGAACAUUCUCGAGCAGCUCCCGACGCGUAUUCGGUGCCAGGCCGUGAUCCAGAUCACGCGCCUCAGCCUCUCGCGCUUUGCGAUGAAGUACUUUCGUCCGCUCUGCCAAGACGUUGGCAACAUUGAGCUCGUCAUCUACAGCAUUGCGCAGCGGCUCGUCUUUGAGGGGUACCCCGUCGGCGAGUCGGUGAUCGUUCAAGGCAACAUUGGCAAGACCAUGUACUUUGUCUCGAAAGGCACGCUCAUUUCAGCGUCGACUGAACAAGGAUUUCUCCCGUCGCGAUUUGCCGACGGUCAGUAUUUUGGCGAAGAAGGCUUCCUCGGCGCGUCAGUGUGCCAGUACUCGGUCGUGACACUUCGGUCCUGCGAUCUUCUCUCGCUCUCGGCCACGGACUUUGUCGCAGCGCUCUACGAACACCCUCUGUUUGUCGAGUGUGCCACCGUUGCGCGAAGCAUUGCCCAUCGCCUUACUGCUGUCGCCAUCGCCACGACUCAGUCGACCGACUUCGAUGAGAUGGUGUGGAGUGCGCUGCAGUCACCCAGCACGCCAUUACUUUACCUCAAGUUUGACUCGAUGGAGACCGCGGUGCGCGGAUUCGACCACUUUGUCAAGCUCUUUUUGAGCCACAAUGCAGUCGAAGCCCUUGGCUCCAAGUGGCAAAAGCCCAUGAUGUGCAAGCGCUGCGAGAGUGACGUGGCCGUCUUCUACUGUGCCGAGUGCGUGCAAACCAUGUGCGCCGAGUGCUCGAUCAAGGUCCAUGGUACGCCAGAGUACGCGGCGCACCUCAAGACAAUCACGGACGUGAGUUUCUACAAGAAGCCCGCGCCCGUGAGCACGGCUCGUCGCAUGACGUUGAACUUUUAUGCGCCAAAGUAAUCACGUACUAAUGCAGAAUAUAUCCACGUGGUGUCUAG
Molecule: messenger RNA, 7108 nt
Organism: Saprolegnia diclina VS20
Lineage: Eukaryota; Oomycota; Saprolegniomycetes; Saprolegniales; Saprolegniaceae
Exons: 13
Coding region: 84-7070 (2328 amino acids)
Biological process (GO): transmembrane transport; monoatomic ion transport
Cellular component (GO): membrane
Molecular function (GO): zinc ion binding; protein-containing complex binding; monoatomic ion channel activity
Source: RefSeq, a predicted model, not a curated record